UAGUGGAGUUUAACCAGAAGUCAACUUUGCUGUAUUUUGCUAUACAUAUACUUUGUGUUUUCACGUAGUUGUAAUAUUAGUUACUUAUUAUUGAGGCAGACGAAACCCAAGUGUUUAUUGGGGGAGUGAGGAGGGGAGCGCUGCCUUUAAAACGGGGGUUUAUGAUAAGAGAGAAGAAGAGAGUAAUAUUCAUCAUCUGUUCCAGAGAACGCCAGUUCAAAGUUGUGUGUCUUUGAAGAGUGACAGGUCCAUGGCUGAACCUCCUAAAUUCAGUGAUAAAGUAGAAGACUUUCAACCCAGUCUUCCAGAGAAAGUAGAGGACUGUGCUGUUCACCACCAGUUCCAGAGACCAGCAUCUCCACAAACAAGUUAUGUGUCUUUGAAGAGUGACAGAUCCAUGGCUGAACCCCCUAAAUUCAGUGAUAAAACAGGGCACUUGCAGCCCAGUCUUUCAGACAAAGUGGAGCACAGUGCUGUUUACCACCAGUCAAAGAGACCAGCAUCGACACUACCAAGCUAUGCAUCUUUGAAGAGUGACAGAUCCAUGGCUGAACCUCCUAAAUUCAGUGAUAAAACAGGGCACUUUAAACACAGUGGGAGAAAGAAACAGGUGGUUCAAGAUCAGUCUGAGAGCCUGUCUGGAGCUUCUGACUGCUUUCAGUGCAGAAAAAUAUCUGAAAUUUGUCCCGUUAUACACCCACACACGAGAGGGUCCAGUCCUGCUGAAGAGCAGCUGAGCUCUUGCCAACCAGUAGAUGCCAUCCUACUGAGUAUCAAAGAAAGUCACAAAACCGGCAUGAAGAAGUAUGAGAGUUUAUGUGAAGGAAUCAAUAUACAAGAGAACAAAAACCAUCUUAACAAGAUUUACACACAGCUUUAUAUAAUAGAGGGAGAGAGGGAAGGGGUAAAUGAAGAACAUGAGGUUGUACAAAUAGAGAAAACCAAGACUGAACGCUUACAAGGUACUCCAAUCAACUGCAAUGACAUUUUCCAGCCUCUAUCCGAUCCAAGUUAUGAGAGAAAAGACAACCAAGAAAAAGUAAAGACUGUUCUUACCAAAGGAAUUGCUGGAAUUGGAAAAACAGUCUCUGUGCAUAAGUUCAUUCUGGAUUGGGCUGGGGGCAAAGCUAAUCAGGAUGUUGAUUUUCUCUUUGUUCUUCCAUUUCGGGAACUCAACUUGGUUAAAGAUGAUCAGUACAGCCUUCACAGACUUCUGCUUGACUUCCAUCCAGAGCUUCUGGAGGUAGACACAAGGGUAUAUGAUUUGUGUAAAGUCUUGUUCAUCUUUGACGGUCUGGAUGAAAGUAGAAUUACAUUGACAUUUUCACACUGUGACAAAAUUUCUGAUGUAUCUACAACAUCAUCAGUGAGCAUGUUGAUGUCAAAUCUCAUAAAAGGAGAUUUGUUGUCCUCUGCUCUCAUCUGGAUCACAUCCAGACCGACAGCAGCUGGUCAGAUCCCCUCACAUUACAUCAGCCGUGUAACAGAAGUACAGGGAUUCACUGACCAUCAGAAGGAGGAAUAUUUUAGGAAGAGGAUCAAUGAUCAGGAUCAAGCCACCAGAAUCAUCUCUCACAUAAGAACAGCCAGAAGCCUCCACAUAAUGUGUCAUAUACCGGUUUUCUGCUGGAUCACAGACACUGUGCUUCAGAACAUCCUAAAACAUGAUAGCAGUGCAGAAAUCCCAAAAACGCUAACUGAAAUGUACAUACAUUUUCUGAUCAUUCAGGCCGUUACGAAGAGGCAGAAGUAUGGUGAGAGAGAUGAAAGAUAUGGGAAAGAUCCAAAGUUGCUUCUGCAUUCAGAAAGAGAUGUGAUUUUGAAACUUGCUGAAUUGGCUUUCAAAGCUCUGAUGAAUGGUGAUGUCCUGUUCUAUGAUGAGGACCUGAAAAAAUGUGGAAUAGAUGUCGACAAUGCCUCUGAGUAUUCUGGGAUUUGCACCGAGAUCUUCAAGGAGGAAUCAGUGAUCUAUUCGAGGAAGGUCUACUGCUUUGUUCAUCUGAGCUUUCAAGAGUUUUUUGCUGCACUUUUUGUGUUUUUCAACUAUUUAAACAAGGACAGUGAUAUUCUGAGAAGGUUCCAGAUAAAGAAAGGAAGAAAAAAGAUCAAAGCACAGUUUAAUGAGGUUUCACUAGAUGCAUUUCUGAAGGUUGUGGUUGAUGAAGCACUGAAGAGUGACAACGGACAUCUUGAUCUUUUCCUUCGAUUUCUUCAUGGCAUCUCCCUGGAGUCAAAUCAGAGACUUCUCCAAGGUCUGCUCACCCACGUGGAGGACAACCCUGAAAGCAUGAAGAAAGUAAUAAAAAACCUCAGACAAAGUCAAAAGCAGAAUGUCAGGCCAGAAAGGUGGAUUAAUCUCUCACACUGCUUGAUUGAAAUGAAGGAUACUUCUAUUCUUGAAGACAUUCAGGCUUACCUGAAAGCUGAAGGAAAGUUAAAAAAAUAUCUGUCUCCUGCCCACUGUUCAGCUUUAGCUAAUAUGCUUUUGAUGGCAGAGGAUGUCCUAGAUGUGCUAAACCUCAAGAAAUACAACACAACAUGCACGGAGGCUCAAAGGAGACUGGUACCAGCUGUGAGGAACUGUCAAAAAGCAAUAUUGGAAGGCUGUAAUCUCACUGAACAAUCAUGUGAAAUUUUGGCAUCGGCUCUACAGCAAGCAAACUCCCCUGUGAGAGAGCUGGACAUGAGUAACAAUGACCUGCAGGACUCAGGUGUCAAACUCAUUUCUAGUGGACUUAAGAGUACACACUGUAAACUGGAGAUACUGAGAUUAAAAGGCUGUAAAGUCACCAUUCAGUCCUGUGAAACUUUGGCUUCAGCUCUGCUAUCAGCAAAUUCAUGCCUGAGAGAGCUGGACCUCAGUAACAAUGACCUGCAGGAUUCAGGAGUGAAGCGGCUUGCUGCUGGCCUGAGAAGCCCACACUGUAAACUGGAGAUAUUGAGCCUGGCUGGCUGUAAACUCACCAACCAGUCAAGUGAAACACUGGCCUCAGUUCUACUUUCAGUGAACUCUUGCCUGAGAGAGUUGGACCUGAGUAAUAAUGACCUGAAGAAUUCACGGCUGGAAUGGCUCUCUGCUGGACUGAAUGGCUGUAAACUGGAAAAACUAAGAUUGGUCAGCUGUAACCUGACAGGUCAGUCCUGUGAAAUGAUGGCCUCAACUCUACAAUCAGUUAACUGCCUUCUGAAGGAGCUGGACCUGAGUGACAAUGAUCUGCAGGAUACUGGAGUGGAGAUUUUCUCAGCUGGACUGAAGAGUCCUCACUGUAUACUAGAGAUACUGAGAAUGUCCACUUGUAAUCUCACUGAUCAGUCCUGUGCGACUGUGGCCUCAGUUUUACAACUGGCAAAAUGCCCUUUGAGAGAGCUGAACUUGAGCAAAAAUGACCUGCAGGAUUCAGGAGUGAAGAUGCUCUCAGAUGGACUGAAGAGUUCACACUGUAAACUGGAGAUACUGAGACUGUCUGGCUGUUUCAUCACAGAGGAAGGCUGUUCUGUUUUGACCACUGCUCUGACUUCAAACCCCUUACACCUCAGAGAGCUGGACCUCAGCUGCAAUCAUCCGGGAGUUUUAGGUGGACAGCUGCUUACAGCUAGAUUGAAUGAUACAAAUUGCAAAUUGGAGAUCCUCAAUCUGGAACAUGAGGGCAAGUUCAGGAUUACAGCUGGGUUACGAAGAUGUGCCUGUGAUCUCACGCUAGACCCCAACACAGCACACACAAGUCUGUCUCUGUCGGAGGGGAACAAAACCGUGACAUAUGUAGAAGAGGAGCAGUCGUAUCCAGACCUUUCUGAGAGAUUUGAGUGCUAUCCUCAGGUUCUGUGCAGAGAGAGUCUGUCUGGACGCUGUUCCUGGGAGGUUGAGUGGAGCGGCAAGAGUGAGGUCUAUGUUUCAGCCUCAUAUAAAGGAAUCAGGAGGAAAGGAGAGAGUAAUGACUGUGAGUUUGGAUCCAAUGAGAAGUCCUGGAGGCUCGUCUGCUCUGAUAACAGUUUCUCAGCCUGGCACAAUAGUAAGAGGACUAAAAUGCGUCCACCAUCAUGCUCAUCUCGUUCUAAAAGGGUAUGGGUGUAUUUGGACUGUCCUGCUGGCACUCUGUCUUUCUACAGUGUCUCUGACAAAAACAGACUGACACACUUACACACAUUCCACUCCAUAUUCCCAGAGCCUCUCUACGCAGGGUUUGGCCUUUCCUCUGGCUGCUCAGUGUCUCUGUGCUAGAUUGAGACUUCUCCUGAUGGAAAGAAUGUAAACAGCAGUGGGAAUGACAUAAAUAUAGUUUUAAUAUAACAAACACAUAGAGCAGAAUUCUAUCACAGACAUGUUAUACAAACACACGCAAAUUGUGGAAACGAUUUCAAUAAUAACUAUAACUGCUAACUAUAACUCAUAACAUUUGGGUUUUUUUAACUUGUGAGGGAAUAUUUUUUUAGAUUUGAACUAGUUAUUUUUUCUGUUUUUCUUUGUACUACUUUACAGAAAGAAAUUAAUAGUACUUUUAAAAGACACCUGUCUUUAAAUUGAAGAUGUUUAAAGUUGUGUAAACUUAAACAGGUACAACUCUCAGGGAUAAGCAACACAGCAAAACAUGAAGACAUAAUAGGUUAUCUCAAGAUCUUGAUUUAGCAGUUUUUUUUCUUUCGGUCUGAAGGUAACAAAAGCCACAAUAUAUGUACUGUUACAUCAUGAAUGAGUGAGUUUGUUUUAUAUGGGAAUAACUCAAGCUUUUAGAUUUAUUGGGUGUUUGCAUUAAUACGCAACUAAAAGCAUUUGCUUUUGAGUUUUGUGUAUUUUAGUCAAUUAUUACUACAACUUACUGAUUGGAAGAUCAGAAACUUAGUGUUGUUCCACAUCUUCACUUUUGCUUUUGUGUUGGUUUUACAGACACUAGGAAUGAAACAGUAGCAAUAUUACAAAUCAAAAUAGUUAAGUGCACACUAAUAUCUAGAUAAUGAAAUAAACUCAGAUCUAUUGUAUUUCAGAUUAAUAAAAUGUAAUUGUCAAAUGAAGUGAAAUGACUCACUAUCUGGAGGACUCUCUUUGCUGUUUCUUCUUUCUGGUGUGUAGUUUGCAGUUUCACCAGGGGACAUUAAAUAGAGCAGCAGAAAUAUAUUAAAUUAGGAAAAAUCUAUUAAUAAAAUCUGAUUAUUUGACAUUGUUUACUGCAUUGCUAGAUAUGUUUAAUGCUAAAUUAAGAGAGAUUUCUAUGUAUAAAUUCUGCUCACAAUCUACUUGAAUGCACCAUCUCUGUUCUAUCUGAUGUUAGACUCACCUGGCAAAAGAGAAGAUUCUGUCAUUUUCAUUCUCUCUUUUUUACUCCAUGUUUUGUGUAUCUGUAGAAGUGAAGAAAACAGUGUAAAUAUGUGUGUAUAUGAUAGUGUGCAUAUUACAUAUUUUCUGUUAAAAUUACCAAUAAUCAAACCAGUUUUUUUUCCAGCAAGAUAUGCCACAUUGCAGCCACGCGUUAUAUCCUCUGCAAUAUAACACACAUAACCUACCCACAAGUUUGUGAAAUUGUGUAACAACAAUAACAUAACGAUAACUUUUUCUUUCUAUCUUUUUUUUUUUUUUUUUUUUGACAGAUAUCUUGUAGGGGAAUAUUUUGUGAAUUAGUUUUUUUUUUUUGUAGACAUUUUGAAUGUGAAGUUUUUUUUUUUUUUCUGUUUUUCUCUGUACUACUUUACAGAAAGAAAUUAAUAAUAUUUACAGUUGUGUAAACUGAAACAGAGGCAAUCUAAUUUUUCAGGGAUAAGCAACACAUAAAAGUUGAUCCAAUAGUGAAAACAUCAUAAUAGGUUUUCUCAAGAUCUUGAUUUAGCAUUUGUUUUCUCCUUUUCUAAUUUGUGACAUUCAAACAGUCCAAUUAAUUUACAUACUGGUAAUUUAAAUUUGUGUGGUGCCAUCAAAUUUUAGAAGGUAUUUAUGAAGGAGUUUUGUUUGAUGCACAGUAGCAUGUAAAUUAGAUCAAUGAGCAGAACAAUAUUUUUUUGUUGUGAGAGUUGUCUAUGAAAUGUUUUUCCUUAGUUGUGGACAGACAGAAUCUCUGAUAACAGUCGAUACACAGUACAGAG
Onychostoma macrolepis is the source of this 6069-nucleotide messenger RNA. RefSeq names its product NACHT, LRR and PYD domains-containing protein 12. NCBI's taxonomy places the organism in Eukaryota, Metazoa, Chordata, Actinopteri, Cypriniformes, Cyprinidae. The record is from RefSeq and is a predicted model, not a curated record. Bases 251 to 4219 code for a protein of 1322 amino acids. The transcript has 12 exons. Gene Ontology annotation, molecular function: protein binding.